Molecule: messenger RNA, 3122 nt
Organism: Talpa occidentalis (Iberian mole)
Lineage: Eukaryota; Metazoa; Chordata; Mammalia; Eulipotyphla; Talpidae
Gene: FAM186B
Product: family with sequence similarity 186 member B
Exons: 8
Coding region: 122-2872 (916 amino acids)
Source: RefSeq, a predicted model, not a curated record
ACCUGAUGUCUGGCAGUUACAGGGAGCUGUGACUAGGCAGAGGGUGCUCAGGAGCUCCUCUGGGGCCCUUCACCCCAAAGCAGCCAACAUUGUGUGUGCAGGCUGGACUGACAGAUCCAAAAUGGAGAAAGAUGAGCCCCCACAGCUAAUGACCCCUAAGUCAGUGGAAGGCAUUGUCUCAAGGAUUGAGGCUGCCCAGCUAGCUCGUGCCCAGGAGGAUAUUUCUUCCCAGCUCUCAGACAUUUUGGACAAUGUCGACGGUGUCAUCAACCGCUUCCAGCAAGAAUUAGGAUAUGAUUUAAAAGAACAGGCAAAAUCUCACCAGAUGGAACAAAAGAGCAAAAGCCGAUUCCUAUUACUAGAAAAAAUUGCUUCCCUCUCCAAAGAUGCUAAGACUAAAGAGAAGCACUUGUGUGAAAUGCUCCACUGGCUGGAUGACUGGGGUGACAGUCUGACCCAUGAGAUCAGGAACAGGAAGAGUGAGGAAGAAGAAGAAUCCCUGGACAAAUGGAUCCAGGUGAUGGAGAAAAUGUUACCUCUCUCCCUCAUCACCACCAAAGGAGGCAUCAAGUCUCUCAUUUCUCUUUGCUCUACUCUUAUUGAAAGACAAAAGAAAAGGGCACAAAUGGCCAAACACAACUUUUGGCAGGACUGGCAGGAAAAGAGCCCACAAGUAUCUGUGCUUUUCCAUCAGCCACUGAGCCCAGAACAGAUGCUCCAGGACAAGCAGACCACCUGCACAAGGGUCUCUGAGGUAAAGUCUAUGCUGCAGGAGCUUCUGGAUUCCCCUUUGUUCAACCAAGGGGAGGUCAGGGCCAUCAAAUACAUUUCUACUAUGAUGGAAAACCUCAAUAAGGCCUUCAUCCUCCAGCACCAGGAGAAUAGAAGCCUUGAGACCAAAUACAGGUGGCUGAAAAUCGAGAUGACCAAGGAGCUCAGCAGCCAGAGACUAUACUUUCAGAAGUCCCUCCACAACCUCGAGAAGAAGAGGGAUGCCCUACUAAGCCAAGUAGAAGUUCUAGAGAAAAAGUACCAUGACCUUCUUCUGUUAAACCAUGCCUCAGAGUUCCAGCUGAAGAAGACUCAGUCUGCUAGAGAUCAAGCAAAAGAUCUAGGUAAGAUCUUGGAUGACUCCCUGGUCUUCCCUGAGAAAGAGACUCCCCCAAAGGAAGAAAGAGUUAUGGAGGACACCCAACAGGAACCCAAGAAGGAGAAGCAAUUAUUUUCAUCACUCUCACCAAGUCCCAUGCCAAUGGUCUGGGAUGGUGGUGUUAGGCCUUCAACAUAUCAGCCACUUUCCAUCAUGACCACGUGUUUAAGGAUUGCAGAUGUGUACAGCAGCAGGUGCACUGAAAGUUGUGAGCCCCUGUUGCUGUCCUCGGUGGAUCACAAGUAUCCUAAGAAGUGGGAAACACUGGAGGCAGAGAAUCCAGACCACAAAGAUCAAGACCAGAAGGAUUUCUUCCAGGGAGUAGCCCAGGAGAAGGAAAGAUUCCAAAUUAAGUCCCAUUUUAGAGAGCAACUCUCCCCAGAGAGUCCUGAGAAAGUGGCCGUCCAGAGCGACGUGGAGCCCUGGGAAGAGGAGCUCAGCGGGGAGGUGCAGAAGCAGCAGUGGCUGGAAGCAGAGAUUUGGCAGCAGAGACUGAAGAAGGGGCCCCUGCUGGAGCAGGAGCACCAGGAGAAGCCACAGCAGCCGGCAGUGGAGGGGGUGGCCAGGGAGCAGGAGCAGAGAUUAGUCCAGCCUGGAAAGGAGCAAAGGAACCCAAGGAAGGAGCUGGAGAGGCCAAGGGAGAGCACGGAGAAGAUGCUCUUCAUGCCCACCAAGCGAUGGACGGACUUGAAGGCAGAGCCACCGUUGGCACCUCCCAGAAGACGGGCCCAAUCUGCUGGCCAAGGAAGGAGGGCACCCUUGCGCAGGCCCUGUAGUGCCGUGCAGACAGCCCCGGGGAACCAGAGGACCAAGAGUUUAUCUGAGCUUACCCAGAAACCACAGGCCCACCAGAUUCCCGCAAGACCCAAAAACUCAGCCUCCCUUCCUGCCGGGGGGACAAUCCCCCAAAAGGUGACCCAGCCCUCUUUGCACAUAACCCCAAUAACGCUUAAGGGAAGGGUGUACCACAUGGACACCAAGGCCCAGAGGAAGAACCUGCAGCUCCUGAGUGAGAAGGCUGGGCUGGAGCUGCCCUACUACCUGCGCAGCAAGGCCCUGGAGCUCACCACCACCGCCAUGGAGCUGAACGCACUCAGACUGCAGUGUCUCUGCCGGAAGUACACCUGCUACCGACACUUCCAGAACCUCCGACAAGAAGUGAUCGAUCACAUAAAAGUCAUGCGAGAAACCGGGGCUCCUGACAAGAUCCAAAACCUCUACAUCUUUCUGGAAAACAUUGACCACCUAGAGAACCUGCAGCUGCAGGCCUGGACAGACAAGCAGAAGGCCCUGGAGGAGACGCGCCAGGAGUGCCUGAGCGGCAUGGCGAUCAUGUUCCCCAAACUCCAGCUGGAAUGGAAAAUUCACCUGCACACGCCUCUGGUCACCUCCCCAAAGUCUAGGAAAAGCAAGCAGCCCCCAUCCUUGACCCAGGGCAUCCACCAUAGCAGCGCCUCUGGCAAGCAGCUCCAGGAACGCUUUCCAUCAAAAGAGGCCAGCCAACAGGGAAAUCGGAUGAAGGCCAUUUGGAAGACUGAUGUAGCCUCUUCCAGUCACCCAAUAGAAAAGAAGACACCCGUCAACCUGUCCUGGGACCAGCCAGGGGGGCACCCAGAUAUUCCCCAGCUGUUGGCAGUGGGUGUGCGUGCCUCGGGCGACAAAAGCGUGAUGUCUCCCACUGCCAGAGACCCAAAGAAAGCAAAGCCAGGAACCCCCAGAUGAGUCAGCUGAACUUGUUUGCAAAAAAGUCAAGUGAGUGCUUUCCUGGAACCCUAAAAAGCCAGAAGAAUCAAGAUAAUCCCAGUCUCUGUGAUCCUCAAACUUCAUGGUAACUAAAAACCACACAAGAAAUUGUUCCAAAUGCAGGUCUCCAGCUGUUGUUUUUAAACAGACACUCUGGAUAUUGUUAAAUAGACCUAGAACUUUGAAAGACAUCACUUUCCUCUUUCAAUCUACAAACUUUAUAUUUUUA